AUGUACGCAGAUUUGGAAGAGGCCCGCUCUCGACGUGGCGGGCGCCGGCCUUCUCGAGGCUCCGAACUGGACGACGAACGAAGCGCCCGGUCGAGCCACGAAGAUGACGGUUCUCGGUCGCGAGAAAAGGAGCUGGCAGAACAGCUUCGCAAGCGUGCUCAGGCUUCACGCUCAAGUGGCCUCAAAGACGACGCUGCUCGCGGGCGAAAGCGCUCGCCGUCUGCUUCGAGUCGAUCUUCCCGCGCUUCUUCUCCAGGAGCUCGAUCCAACGGUCGCAGUCGCACUCGAAGCCGCAGUCGCAGUCGGGACAGCACGUAUAGCAGAAAGAGUCACCAUUCCAGGAAGAGCGCUUCGCGAGCGGAUGACGAGGCGGAGGAGCGCAGAAAGAGACGCAGAGGCGAGGACAUCUCUCGUCGGGAACGAGACCGAAACCGAGAUCGCGCGGAAGACGAUGACGACGAGGGUGCACGCGAACGACGCCGUCGUCGAAGCGACAGACAUGAAGACCCUGUAGCUUCUACUGACCACCAUCGACCUAGCCCGGCUCCUUCUUCCAGUCGUGCAGACCGCGACCGACACGAUUCCUACUAUGACGAUCGUCGCUACGGCCGCAGUCAUCCACAACGCGGCGGUCGCUACGAAGAUGAUGCCCGCCGCCCAGUGCCAAGACGCCGCGGUCGCUACGACAGCCCGACUGUUUCGGUUCGAUCUCGCCACACUCCCAGUCCAGAAAUCGACGACUACGAAGAGCGUUCUGUAUUUUGCAGCCAGCUCUCGGCGCGGUUGGGUCAACGUGAUCUUGGAGAAUUUUUCGAGGACCAUCUGGGAGAAGGCGCUGUGCAGGAUGUGCGUAUCGUCAUGGAUCGUGUAACGCACCGUAGCAAGGGCGUCGGCUACGUCGAGUUCGCGGCUCGUGAACUGGUGCCCAAAGCGAUUGAGCUGACGGGCAAGAUCCUCUUUGGCCUCCCCAUCGUUGUACAAAGGACGGACGCUGCUCGUAGCGGUGGCUCUAACCCGGGGGCAAGCGAUGCAGGCGGUAGACAUGCCAUGGCACCGCAUCCAGCUGUCCCAGCCACCCAGCUGGACCCUCGAGUCGUGGCAAGCGCACCUUUGCCCAUGCAGUAUCACACGGCUGGAGCCCCCAUCCAUCUCAACGUUGUAAACCCUACUCCUCGGGCACCUCGUCCUGGUCCCAACAUGCCCAACACCGAGGCGAGGCUGUACGUCGGCAGCCUGCACUUCAGUCUCACGGACGAGAACGUCAAAUCCGUCUUUGAACCGUUCGGUGAGAUCGAAUACGUUGACCUGCAUCGCGAACCAGGAACGGGCAAGAGCAAAGGGUUCUGCUUCAUCCAAUUCAAGCACGCGGAAGACGCAAAGAGGGCACGAGAGCAGAUGAACGGCUUCGUGCUCGCCGACAGAGCUAUCAGGGUCGGCAACGUCAACGCCAAGGGAUCUGGUGGAGGCUCGUCGUACACAAACGGAUCUGGUCAAGACCCUCAAGGUGGCGGCCACUUGCCGCAGCUCACUUCGGCGUUCGACGAUGGCGGAGGCGCCGGUCUCAAUCCGGAACGACGUGCGGCGCUGAUGGAGAAGCUUGCUCGCAACAACGAGCCAUCUCCGUCAUCUGCCGAGGCUACGACGGCGGCGGCGGCGCAAGAGCGUCCAGCCGGAAUCCCCGAAUCGACUUCUACCUCGUUGCUUCUCAAGAACAUGUUCAACCCAGCAGAAGAGACAGAACCGGAUUGGGACACCGAUCUCGCUGAGGAUGUCAAGGACGAGUGUCAGGCCAAGUAUGGACCUGUGGCGAGCAUCCACGUCGAGAAGGAGUCCGCGGGCGAGAUCUACAUCACCUUCGCUAACCUUGACGCUUCCAGGAAAGCUCUCGACGGUCUCAACGGACGAUUCUUUGGCGGCAAGCCGAUCAGUGCACAAUAUAUUCCCGACGCUUUCGUUCAAGCCAAGCUAGGUUGA
Messenger RNA from Sporisorium graminicola, 1974 nucleotides. RefSeq lists its product as uncharacterized. The coding region runs from base 1 to 1974 and encodes 657 amino acids. The record is from RefSeq and is a predicted model, not a curated record. Lineage: Eukaryota; Fungi; Basidiomycota; Ustilaginomycetes; Ustilaginales; Ustilaginaceae. The transcript is spliced from 3 exons. Gene Ontology annotation, biological process: mRNA processing. Gene Ontology annotation, molecular function: RNA binding. Gene Ontology annotation, cellular component: nucleus.